Gloeophyllum trabeum ATCC 11539 is the source of this 366-nucleotide messenger RNA. RefSeq lists its product as uncharacterized. NCBI's taxonomy places the organism in Eukaryota, Fungi, Basidiomycota, Agaricomycetes, Gloeophyllales, Gloeophyllaceae. Bases 1 to 366 code for a protein of 121 amino acids. The transcript has 3 exons. The record is from RefSeq and is a predicted model, not a curated record. Gene Ontology annotation, biological process: 2-oxoglutarate metabolic process.
AUGCAUCCCUCCCUGCGCCUCUGCUCGGCCAGAGUGCACGAGCCGCUCAUCAAGUUUGUCGGCAAGCGCGUUUGGCCUACCGCACCCGACCCGCCCCAUGCCCACCCGCAGGCACCCACGGAGCUCAAGGAGCACUUUUCCGAUUUCCUGAAGAAGUUCCAGGCGUCGUCGCACGCGCCCCAUCCCGCUGCCCCGCCAGGCGUACAGCCGAAGAAGCCCGCAAGCCCGAGCGGAGUGAACGUGCAGCAUGUAGAAAGGUACGGCGAGUUCUGGGAGGCGCCGGCGCAGUUCUGGCGGCCGCGCGUGAGGACGUUGGAGGAUUGGGAGAUUGAUGCGAUUCAGACUGGCGGCGCAUCGUUGCGGUAG